AACUUACACUUGACUACUAUGCUCCACCGAACAUAAACUAUUUCAUAUGCUUGUGUGACCACAAAAAGUUAAAAGGACUAUAUCAAAAUAAGUAGUAUUUGUAUUGUAGAAAUUUUUUUAUGAGCACAUCUUUUUAUAUUGUCACUCUUUUUAUAAAAAAGUUAUCUAUACUAACAAAAAGGGUGCAUUCUCUUAAAUUCUUUGAACUAUUGUCUUGGAUGAUACAUAUUAUUUUCACGUUUUCCACUGCUAGAAAAUGUCUUCUGAUUCAGUGAAUGUGUAUCUUUUAAGCUAUAGUACUAAUCAGUUUUAUUGUUUUCGAUAAAGUGACCUCAUAAACGGAGUAAUUUCGAUUGAUAACCCACUAAACAAGUACUACAUUCAUUCAUUCACUGCUUUUAUUUUGAUGUUAGUUAAUACUUAGUGGAAUGUUGUUGGUCAACGGGGGAAACGUUAAAUUAAAGUCUCACCAGACUUUUGGAUGGAUUAACGAGGACAAAAGACUUAGGCAAGGUAAACACAUACGUUUGCGCCAAUAAGAACACAGUGCGUAACACAUGAUUAAAGCAAAAUACUACUACUAUAGUAUUUAAGAGAGAAGAAGACACUAACGCACGCUUUUAUAACCAAAAAGCUUCAACAUAACGCGACUGCGUUUGCGUUCAAUAAACCCUUUACUUUAAGGGCUCCGUUUCCAAACUUGGAAGGAAACAUAAAAGAUCCCUAAAAAGAAAAUAAAAACACCCGUUCCUCAGCCUCCACUGAAUAUGAGUGAGAAGCUCGUUUUCAGAAGCGGCGGCGGCGGCGGCGACCGUUACUGCCAUGGAGAGUAUUUGGAGAAGAGACAGCUGUUUCUCAGGAGCUACCAGUUCUCCAGGAAACAGAGCUUCAGGGAGAAGGUUACUAGAUCUGUUAGGAGAAUGAAGAGGUUUGUGUGGACACAGCUGAGAUCCACGAGGAAGUUGAAACGCGUUUUCUGGUCUCGACUCAGAUCGGCGUUUUUCUACCGCCGCAGACGCUUUUUCCGCCUCCUUCAUUUGCACCAAGACGAGCCUUCUUACAACUGCUUCUAAAAAGGUUUUAGAGAGAUUUGGGAAACGCUUGAGUCGGUGUGUUUGUUCCUAUCUUUGAUUAUGUUUUUUUUGCUUUUGCUCAAGUGAAUCAUUGUAUAAUCUCCGUUAAUCAGAUGAUUAGUAAGCUUAAUUGAAGUUUUAGAUUUUAUCAUUAUUUUCUUUAAUUAAAUUUGGUUUCUGGAAUGGGAAAAAUCAACAUAAGGUUUAUCGGUUGAGUGUGUACGGAGAAAAUCAUGCAAGAAACGUGAACUCGGCGUUGAAUCACAACUCAUUUUAAGACACGAAGUCAGAGAGUGGUUCCUCUUUGCGUGUCCCUUGGUCAACAAGUUCACAGCUACGUUUUCCUUCUAAUGGGCCUCAGUCUUAAGCAAAAUAAGCCGACUUUGGGCCCAUAACAUAUAGCGACAAUGUAACAGGGUCUCUUUCACAUGUGGCCAAAACCCAAAAUGUUGAAUCUCUUUUUCAAACAUCUCAUGACAAAAUGCUAGUAUCUAGUAAACUUUGUUGCAGUAAACUUUUUUUUUGGAACAUUUUUUUGGUAAAAUGUUAAAUAUUAUUACUAGAUUUUCAAUUUAAAACGGAGUUACUAGGAGAGAUGCGAAAAAUAAUCUAAACAAAGAAUUUAAACUGUGACAAAUACUAACAUGAAAGAACGAGAGAGCAAGGCAAAGAACUGGAUACCAACGAAGCAGUGAAGGGCCUACUCUUCAGAACAUUUUCUUGAACCAUAUACACAAAUAACUAUAAGAAAUAAAUAUAGGAGACUUUUGUCUUUCUCGUUUGAUCCUCUCUUCUAUUCAUGUGUUCCAAAUGAUUAGUUAGUGGCUUAUCUUCUCCUUUAUCUAUUAUUUAAGAUAUAAAACUUACUAAGAUUUAAUCAUUGCACAUGGCUCUCUAUUUUCUUAUUCACUAUGACACCAAUUCUUAAUAUUUUUUUCUCUGUUUUCUUUUGGUAUGUGACAGCCAUAGAUAGACACAUAGGUCAAAUACAUGGCAGCUGCAUGCAGUCUCUCUCUGACUUGUAUGGUUAAACAAGAACUGAACAAAACUCAGAAGAUUUGGGGAUUUGUAGUUUUUAAUAAAUACAAAGAAAGAAUAUAGCCAUGUGCUUUCAGAAUCUUUCCCUCACUCUCUUUAUCAUUAAAUGGAUCCCCUUAUUUUCUCUCAUCAGUCAUCAUCAAACUGAUCCUUGUUUGUUUCUCUUUUGAUUCACUUGUCAUUUAAGUGUUUUCUUAGUUUUAGAGCUACUUUCCGACCACUUCAUCAACAAAAUCUUUGAAAACAUAUUUUCCUUGUUUUGUAUCUUCAAGACAAAACAAUAAUUAGCUCAAGAUGUUGCGGAUUCUUGGUAAGUACCGGUCAAGAUCAUCGUGCCAGUACCAAAAGCUAAGUCAUCAUCACGAGAAGGUCACGACAAAACAUAACUUGGGGAAGAAGCUUGAGGGUAGGU
This is a messenger RNA of Brassica rapa (field mustard), 2523 nucleotides long. RefSeq lists its product as uncharacterized. NCBI's taxonomy places the organism in Eukaryota, Viridiplantae, Streptophyta, Magnoliopsida, Brassicales, Brassicaceae. The record is from RefSeq and is a predicted model, not a curated record.